Oryza brachyantha (malo sina) is the source of this 1149-nucleotide messenger RNA. Its product is annotated as NDR1/HIN1-like protein 26. Gene Ontology annotation, biological process: defense response to other organism. NCBI's taxonomy places the organism in Eukaryota, Viridiplantae, Streptophyta, Magnoliopsida, Poales, Poaceae. The record is from RefSeq and is a predicted model, not a curated record. The coding region runs from base 322 to 957 and encodes 211 amino acids. The transcript has a single exon.
UCCGCCGCGCGCGCGCAUGCAGCCAGUCGGCGUCACGGCAGCAGCCGCAGUGACGCACCAUGCCAUCAGCCAAGAAACGGCCGCACUAAUUGGCUUCGUCUUCUUGUCCGAGCUCGUCGCGCGCCGCGCUUUUCCCCCCACCUGCUCGCGAUCAUCCGUCCAUCCAGAUGGCGUCCUCCUCCUCUUCCUGGCCGCCUCGCGUGCGUGCGGAUGAUGCCGCCGCGUGCGGGACACGCGAGGCGGAACGCCGAGAUCGAUGAAGGACGGGGCUAGGGCUAGAUAGUCGCGAAAACGAGAGACGCGGUUAGGAUUCUUGUGGCGAUGGACACCACCAGGAAGCUGCCGGUCUGCGAGAUCCACUGCCGGGAGCGCCGCCGGCGCCGCCUCCUGACGACGGCACUCCUCGUCGCCGCCCUCGCCGCCGCCGUCGCGCUCGUGCUGUACCUCGUCUACCGCCCCGUGAAGCCGCAGGCGUCCGUCGCGCGCGCCGCCGUGUACCGCCUCGCCGCCGCCAACGACUCGGCGCCGGCACACGCGCUCGCCGCGAGCGUGCAGUUCACGCUGGUGCUCCACAACCCGAGCGACCGGGCCUCCCUGCUCUACGACGGGCUCGUCGGCUACGCGACGUACCGCGGCGAGCCGGUGACGCCGCCCGCGCCGCUCCCGCCUAUGGUGCAGGACCGCGGCGCCGACGUGUCGCUGUCGCCGCUGCUCGGCGGCGGCGCCACCGUGCCGGUGUCGGCGGACACGGCGCGCGCGCUGGCCGCGGACUGCGGCGCGGGGCGGGUGCAGCUCCGGCUCGUCGUCAUGGGCAGGGUCAGGUACAGGAGCGGGCCGUUCCGGAGCGGGUGGCGCGACCUGUACGUGCGGUGCAAUGUCAUCGUCGGGCUGAGCAUGGCGGCCGGCGCCGGCGACGUGCCGCUUCUCAGGUACCCCCGGUGCGCGGUGGAUGCUUGAGUGCCGCCUGCACGCUGCUCGAUCGCCCGCUCUGAAUUAAUUCUGAUCGAUUUCGAUUGUAAUGGCGAAUAAUCUAGGGAUUUUGUCAAAUAAUAAUAGUGUUGUCUCGUGAUACUUUACUGCUUGUGACUUCAUCUAGUGGUAAUUUGUGAAUUGUGAGCUCGAUUCUUCCAAAACCCAAAUGAAACAGAG